AUGGUAAGGUUGGACCAUGGAAUGUUUCGUAAUUAUACGCUGAUGUCCGUUCAGACAUACGAAAAACUGUUGGGAAAAAUAGGUUCUAGGCUGUUUAGUGCACAAACGAGACCAAACACAAUAACGUCAUCGGAGAAAUUCCCGGUCACCCUCAGAUACCUUGCUACAGGUGAAUCUUACACAUCUCUGUCACGAUCGUUCCAAAUAGGCGUCUCGACAGUAAAUAAAUUCAUACAUGAAACUCUGGGCAUAAUCUGGGAUAAAUUACAACAAGAUGUUUUAGUUUUACCAGACAGCGCAGACAAAUGGUUUCAAAUAAUUGAUGAAUUUGAUCAAAUUUGGCAGUUCCCAAACUGCUUUGGUGCAAUAGAUGAGAAGCAAGCGCAGCCUCGUAGCGGUUCCGACUAUUAUAAUUACAAGCAUUUCCACAGUAUUAUAUUGCUAGCUAUGUGCGAUGCUAAUUACGAUUUUAUUAUGGUAGACGUAGGUGGCAGAGGAAGACAAAGUGACGGUGGCGUAUUUAAAAACUGCGACUUUUAUGAAAGGCCUCAAGUGUAUGUAUCAGAUACUGCUUUUGGUCUAAGAAGACGAGGCAUGCGUCCUUUUGCGGGGGCAGGAACGGGAUCUCUUUCCAAGGACAAAAAGUUGUUUAAUUACAGACUCAGUAGGGCUAGAAGAACAACAGAAAACGACAUGCAAUAUUAUUCCCCACCCUUAAAUUCGGCGAUAGGCCUGAAAAAGGUGAAUCUUCUCUAG
Molecule: messenger RNA, 756 nt
Organism: Belonocnema kinseyi
Lineage: Eukaryota; Metazoa; Arthropoda; Insecta; Hymenoptera; Cynipidae
Exons: 3
Coding region: 1-756 (251 amino acids)
Source: RefSeq, a predicted model, not a curated record